Messenger RNA from Cucurbita maxima (winter squash), 1742 nucleotides. RefSeq names its product pectinesterase-like. Lineage: Eukaryota; Viridiplantae; Streptophyta; Magnoliopsida; Cucurbitales; Cucurbitaceae. The record is from RefSeq and is a predicted model, not a curated record. The transcript has 2 exons. Gene Ontology annotation, molecular function: pectinesterase activity; pectinesterase inhibitor activity. Gene Ontology annotation, biological process: cell wall modification. Bases 1 to 1674 code for a protein of 557 amino acids.
AUGGCGUAUGAUGGCAAUAAGGCUGCCCUGGUUGGGUUGUUGUCUCUGUUUUUGGUUGCCUUGGUUAAUGGUGUAAAUGGCGCGGGAGAGGACCAUGGCUCCUCUAAUGCUGCCAUUAAGACUCUAUGUGAGCCCACUACUUACCGUGAAACUUGUGAAGAAGCCCUGGUAAAGUCUAAUGUUGACUCAAAGGACCCACGUGAGUUAAUCAAGGCAGGAUUCCAUUUUGCCAUUGAGCAACUCAAAGUGGCCCUGCAAAAUUCCCCCACUGUGAGAGCAGCCGCUACUGACCCCAUGGCGCAAAAAGCAGUUGAUACUUGCGACGAGUUAAUGGAUUAUGCAAUUGAUGAUCUUUUAGUUACGUUUGAUAAAAUGGCUAAUAGUUUUAGUGUACACCAAAUAAAUAAUUAUCUUGGGAACAUUAGGAUUUGGUUGAGCGGUGCAUUGACAUAUCAAGAAACUUGUUUGGAUGGUUUUGAGAAUGUUUCUGGCGAUACGGGUGAAAAGAUGAAGAAUUUGUUGAAGACAUCAAAAGAAAUGACCGCCAAUGGGCUUGUGAUGGUGGGUGAGAUUACAUCUCUUGUGAGCUCUUUGUGGCAGGCGCUAGGACUUUCAAAGGGGCGACAACUCCAAACAGAAGAAUCCAGUGAAGAAUUCCAAGACGAAGAGCCAUCUUGGGUCAAUGACAGGCGAGGGCUACUCGAAGCCACUGGAGCUAACAUCAAGGCGGAUGUGGUGGUGGCUAAAGACGGAAGUGGAAAGUACAAGACAAUAACUGAAGCCCUUCAAGAGGUCCCAAAGAAGAGCAAUACAACCUUUGUGAUUUAUGUGAAGGAAGGAGUUUAUGAAGAGCAAGUGAUGGUGGACAAAACAAUGACCUAUGUCAUGAUGAUUGGAGACGGCCCGACUAAGACCAAGAUCACAGCUAGCAAGAAUGUCGUUGAUGGAACACCCACAUUUAAAAGUGCUACCUUUGCGGCGGUCGGAACCAACUUCAUCGGAAAAGACUUGUGGUUCGAGAACUCAGCUGGACCUGAGAAACACCAAGCUGUGGCACUUCGAGUUCAAUCUGACAUGUCAAUCUUCUACAAUUGUAGAAUGGACGGCUAUCAGGAUACUCUCUACACCCAUGCACAUCGUCAAUUCUUUCGAGAUUGCACCAUCACUGGUACCGUUGAUUUCAUCUUUGGCAAUGCUGCUGUUGUGUUACAGAACUGUAAGAUAUUCGUGAGGAAGCCAAUGAAGGGUCAAACAUGCCUUGUCACCGCCCAAGGCCGAACCCAGAGAAAAGAACCCACCGGCAUUAUCCUCCAAAACUGCCAAAUCUCUUCCGACCCUGACUACUACCCUGUUCGCCAUACCAUUAAGUCCUUCCUUGGUCGCCCAUGGAAGCAGUAUUCUAGAACUGUGGUGAUGCAAUGCCAAAUCGACGAUUUGAUCCAGCCUGAAGGGUGGCUUGCAUGGGAGGGCACUUUUGCUCUCAAGACUUUGUUUUAUGCAGAGUUCGAUAACAGAGGACCUGGUGCAGCAACACAAAAUCGGGUGACGUGGAGGGGAAUUAAACAAAUUACAGCGGACCACGCCGUUAAAUUUGCCCCUGCAUUGUUUAUUGGUGGUAAUCGGUGGGUCAAACAGACCGGAAUUCCGUACAGUGGUGGGUUGAUGACAAUCUAAAAAUGUAGGGAAUAGAUUUUGUGGGCAUUUUUGUUUAAAAUUAUCAAUCUGUGGUUGAUUUUAAGAUU